This is a messenger RNA of Aspergillus uvarum CBS 121591, 1020 nucleotides long. Its product is annotated as ketopantoate reductase family protein. Gene Ontology annotation, molecular function: 2-dehydropantoate 2-reductase activity. Gene Ontology annotation, cellular component: cytoplasm. NCBI's taxonomy places the organism in Eukaryota, Fungi, Ascomycota, Eurotiomycetes, Eurotiales, Aspergillaceae. The coding region runs from base 1 to 1020 and encodes 339 amino acids. The transcript has 5 exons. Gene Ontology annotation, biological process: pantothenate biosynthetic process. The record is from RefSeq and is a predicted model, not a curated record.
AUGUCUGACAAGAUCGAAGUCCUCCUCUUUGGCCUCGGCGCCAUCGGCUCCUUCUACGCCUUCAUCCUGUGCAGCUGUCCCCGCGUGCGUCUGACGGUCGUCGCUCGCUCGAACUACGCCGCCGUCAAGGAGAAUGGCAUCCUGCUGAAAAGCGCCAACCACGGCGAGCACCGCUUCCACCCGGACCACGUGAUCCGCUCGCCCUCGGAACUCAGCCCCGACUCCGCCCCAUUCGACUACGUCGUCUGCACGAACAAAGCCAUCGACGUGGACAGCGUCGCCCGCGCCCUGGCGCCGGCCAUUUCGGGUAGCACCGCGAUCGUGAUCAUCCAGAACGGCGUGGGCAACGAAGAGCCGUUCCGGCGGCUGUACCCCGAGAACCCGAUCAUCUCGUGCGUGACAUGGGUAGGAGCCCACCAACCCACCCCCGGGGUAACAACGCACACGACCUCCGAAGCAACGCAACUGGGCCUCUACGCGCCCACCAGCCCAUCCGCAGUGCCCAGCCUGUCGACAUUCAUUGACAUCCUGAGCACGCCGGAGAACCCGCAUCCGACGCCGCUGACGCCACUCGCGCCGGACGCCUUGCAGCGCACCCGCUGGGAGAAGCUGAUGUGGAACUGCGCCUGGAACACGCUGACCAGCCUGACGGCGCAGGACUGUCAGGCCUGGUUGCGGUCCUCGGACGAGGCGCUACCGCUGACGAAGCGGCUGAUGCGCGAGGUGGUCAGUGUGGCGCAUGCGUCUGGCGUGGCGUUGCGCGAGUCCUUGGUCGAGGAGCAGAUUGCUCGCAUGCAGGGGCUGGGAGCUGCGAGGACGAGUAUGCAGACUGAUCGCGAGAUGGGGCGGCGCAUGGAGGUGGAUGUUAUUAUUGGGACGGUGGUGAAGGGGGCGAGAAGGGUGGGGGUUGAUGUGCCUGUGCUGGAGACGGUUUAUGCGUUGAUAAGGGCGGUGGAUGGGUUGGCGGGGGCUGGUACUGGAGGUGGGGCUGGGGCUGGGGAGGUUAGGGGGAGAAUGUAG